Juglans microcarpa x Juglans regia is the source of this 2319-nucleotide messenger RNA. RefSeq names its product TBCC domain-containing protein 1-like. The transcript is spliced from 9 exons. The coding region runs from base 232 to 1956 and encodes 574 amino acids. NCBI's taxonomy places the organism in Eukaryota, Viridiplantae, Streptophyta, Magnoliopsida, Fagales, Juglandaceae. The record is from RefSeq and is a predicted model, not a curated record.
UACAUCGCAUUCAUUGAGUUCGGCCUCGCGGCUUCUGGUUUAGCUCCCACUCCCAUCAUCCAAUAACAAACGCCCACGCAGUCUCUUCCCCCUCAAUUUCCACACAUCUGAUCCUCACCGCCCUUCCUCUCUCUCUCUCACUGUAUUCCUCAAAGAUCUGCAACCCCUCCCUCUCUCUCUCUGUCUCUCUCUCUCUCUCCCCCCUAAAGAUUCUCUUUCUUUGUCUACGCCAUGAGCGACCCCAUUGAAACAUCAACAUCUUCGUCUAAUUCGGCCAAAGAACCGAGCCCCAACCCUCUCUCUCUUCUCCACCCUAGGCGGGAGCCAUUCGAGCAUGGCCUCCUCCCAAUUCCCAAGCUCGUCUUCACCGACCCUACCCAAUCCCUAAUCCCCCUUAAGCAAUCCCUCCUCUCAUCCUCCGACACCACCACUCGCCGGGUCGACUCUGCCUCCCUCUCCGAGUCCCUCCAGAUCUCCCUGGACCACGCCCGCCUCGUCCUCGACACCCUCGCUUCCGUCCUCCACUCCGACUCCGAUCCGCUCUUCAGCUCUAAACCCGAAGAUAUUGACUCCGUGGCCGCUGAUGUCCACGAUCUGCUCCUCUUCCUCUACAUCCAGUCCUACAAGAAGCUGCUCCCGAGAACGCACAAGGACUCAGCCGCCGUCGCCGAUGUCUGGCCCUCCACCUCCGCAUUCGAUGGCUACUUGUCCGCAUUGUCGCCACUCCAGCUUGUACGUAGCAACAGCCGUCGGUUAAUGCCAUCACAAGCUGAUGAAGAGGCUCAUCAGUUAUCAUAUCUACAAAAGCACUUGGCUAACAUCCUCUCUCUCCUAGCAGAGCCUGUGGAAGGGGAAGGCGAAGGCGAAGAAUCCUUGGUUUUGACUAUGGAUAGAUUUGAGCACCUUGGGUUUCUGAUUCAAUUUGAUGACAAGGGAUCUGGAGGAACUCAGUUGAGUCAACAUGCUCCAUUUUUUGCGAACUCAGAUCCCGAUAUGCCUGCUGUACCCGUUCCUGCAGCACAAGUUCAUGAUUGGCUGCUACAAAAUAUAGCUUCUGCUUUAGAACAUAUUUCGGAAAGAGCUUCUCUUAAAGAAAAUGGCCCAGCGAGUGCGUCUGAUCAGGAUGUUGCUAUGGCAGAUGCCUGCACAACUUCAAUCAAGGCCUCACCAAGUGCUAGAGGUUCUAGUUUUCUUGAAGGGAUCUCCAAAUCAUCACUUGUAAAGCAAGCAUCUGAUCUUAAAGGUUCUUCUGUGAAGGUCCUAAAUUGUCAUGAUUCUGUCAUUUACAUCUUAGCACCUUUGAGAUAUGCCACCAUUUAUGGAUGCUCUGAUACCACUAUAGUUAUUGGAGCAGUUGGGAAGGCUGUAAGGGUUGAGCAUUGUGAACGAGUUCAUGUGAUUACAGCAGCAAAGCGAAUCUGCAUAGCAAACUGCAGAGAAUGUGUGUUCUUUUUGGGUGUAAACCAGCGACCACUUAUUGUUGGUGAUAACCAUAAGCUGCAGGUGGCACCAUACAAUACAUUUUAUGCGCAUUUGGAGGAGCACAUGAAUGACGUUGGUGUUGAGGCUACAAUUAAUAGAUGGGACGAACCCCUGACACUAGGAGUGGUUGAUCCACACGAUUCAUUAUCUCAUCCUGCAGGUGUCUCUGAUGUGCAGGCUGAGUCAGCUAUGCGCCUGGACCCUGAUCAGUUCACAAAUUUUUUGAUUCCGGACUGGUUUGGAGGUGAAUCCUCUGGGUCUACAAAAGGCAACCCAUUUCCAUUACCGGAUGUUUAUUUGAUGGCUCAGCAGAGAAAUCAAAAGAAUUUAGGGGAGAUAAAACAACUAUUGAGGGAAGCACCACUUGAGGAAAAUCGGAAACGGGAGUUAUCUUCUGCACUCCAUGUUUAUUUCAAAGACUGGUUAUAUGCUUCGGGGAACAUCCGUCAGCUUUACUGCCUACAAGGCGACUGAUAGAUCAUUAUAAUGAAAUGGCACAAUUAGGGAUGGUACAGAAGUAAGUUCUCUAGUUUUCUUUUUCAACCGUCACCAAGUUCACAUUGCCACUCCUGGUGGUACUUGAGGCAGAUGAGAAUCAACUCAAUUUACUGCAGAAUGGUAAAGCUAUAUAUUCAUUUUGAUAGUGGUGCACAGAGUGGAAUUCACGAAACAUUUCCUAAUCUCAUUGUAAUAUUUAAUUUUUGAAUAAAAGGAAAUUCUGGCUGUAAUAUUUUGUUAACAAGGGUAACAGUUUUUUUUUUUUUCCUUUUGUUUUUCUCUUGGUGUAGCAUGCUGAAUUUCUCUUAAGCUUUCAAAAGUUUUGACCGUUUGUUGUGA